AUGGACAAGAAGUCAUCCGAAGACCUCGGUGCCAGGCACAUUGACCGGGCUCCCUCAGUCGAGAAAGGGUCCCUUGUCGAUCUUGACGAAAGACGCCUCCGUGCUCAGGGUCAUAAAUCAGAACUCGAACGAUCCUUCUCCUGGCUAGGUGCCAUUUCCCUGGCAUACAGUAUUUCGAACUCGUGGCUUACAUACGCAUCCACCUUUGGUCUCGUACUCGUCUACGGAGGCGGCGUGACCGCCUUAUUUGCUGUCCUUAUCGCUGCUAUUGUCCAAUGGAUCGUCUUCCUUGGUCUGGGCGAGCUAUGCUCUGCGUUUCCAUCAUCCGGUGGUCAGUACCACUUCGUUUAUAUCCUCGCUCCGGCCAAGACCCGAAACUUCGCCGCCUACGUAACAGGCUGCAUCACCAUCAUUGCCUGGUGGAUCGGUACCUGCUCUGGCAUUAUAUACACGGCUAUAUCAGCAUUUGGUUGUGCUGUCGCCUGGUUUCCGGACUUUGCACAGGAACGGUACCAGGUCUAUCUCUGCUACAUCGGCGUCAUCCUUCUGUCGCUCGUUCCAAUCUAUACGAUCAAGCAAAGAUAUAUCGACUAUAUGACCAAAUCCGCCACGGGCUUUUCACUGAUUGGUAUGGUCCUCACCAUUGCACUAUGCUUGGGAAUGGCCGAUGGCGACUAUGCCCCUGGAUCAAUCAUGCUCGAGAACCGCGGCAUCAGCGGCUGGAAUCCGGGAACAGGUUGGCUUUUGUCAAUUGCUGCUUCCCUGUACUGCUAUUCUACAAACGGCGCGGUUACCCAUAUCGCCGAAGAGCUGCCCAACCCCGGCCGCAAGCUUCCCCAGGUCCUGAAUAUGUCUAUGGCUAUGGGUGUUAUCAUUGUCAUCCCAUGGACUAUUGCUAUACUAUUUUGCAUCAAGGAUAUGGAAGCCGUCCAGAGUUCUUUUCUUCCCAGCUUCGAGGUCUUCUACCAAGCCACUGGAAGCAGGCCAGCUGCAACCGCACUGCAAGCAUACCUGACCUUUCUGUACUAUACAUGCAUUCCUAGUCAGUGGGUGACUUGCAGCCGUAUCACCUGGGCCUUCGCCCGUGACCAAGGUCUUCCCUUUGCAACCUACUGGCAGCACAUCGAUCCCAAGCGUGGCAUCCCUUGGAGAACAACUGUCCUCUCUGCUGUGUUCUGCGCCAUCUACGGUUUAAUCUACAUUGCAAGCACGGCAGCUUUCAACUCGAUCAUCAACGCAAUGUGCCUCACUCUGAACCUCUCAUACAUUAUUCCCCAGGCAAUCCUGCUUACACAGGGCCGCGACAAGCUGCCGAAACAUGCAUACAAUCUUGGCAGAUGGGGAUUCGCUGUCAACGCAUUCUCGGUUGUAUUUUUGGUUGUCAUUGGCGUUGUGUUCUGUUUACCUCAGACUAACCCCACAUCAAUCAACACAAUGAACUACAACGCUCCCGUCGUCGUUGGUCUGUUCCUGCUCAUCUGCCUGCUCUAUAUUGAACGCCGCCACAAGUUCAAUGGCCCCAAAAUCGAUUGGGACCUGCUCAACGAGGUGAACACAGCUUCAUGA
Messenger RNA from Fusarium redolens, 1566 nucleotides. Its product is annotated as amino acid/polyamine transporter I. Gene Ontology annotation, molecular function: transmembrane transporter activity. The transcript is spliced from 7 exons. NCBI's taxonomy places the organism in Eukaryota, Fungi, Ascomycota, Sordariomycetes, Hypocreales, Nectriaceae. Bases 1 to 1566 code for a protein of 521 amino acids. The record is from RefSeq and is a predicted model, not a curated record. Gene Ontology annotation, biological process: amino acid transport; transmembrane transport. Gene Ontology annotation, cellular component: membrane.